Molecule: messenger RNA, 747 nt
Organism: Schistosoma guineensis
Lineage: Eukaryota; Metazoa; Platyhelminthes; Trematoda; Strigeidida; Schistosomatidae
Source: the annotation of a GenBank genome assembly
AUGAAGAAAUUAUGUUAUUUUAUAUUCAUUAUAUCAAUAUAUAAAGAUGUAAUUAUACAAACAAGUAAAUUAUCUAAUCUUCUUCAUACAUGUCAUGUGAAUUCACCACGUAGAAUACGUAAUCUUGAUCAACAAACAAUAAUGUUAAUGAAUCAAAAUUCUAAACCAUGUUGUUUACCAAAUACAUGGAGAGCACGUUUUCUUGUAAAAACAAUUAAAGGUGGUCGUUAUUUAAGUCGUUUAGAUCAUGGUGCAUUUCAUAUUAGUCAUAAAUUAGAUGGAUCAUUUAAUAAUGCAUUAUUAGUUGUUGGUAGAAAUGUAUAUUCAACAGAAUUUUGUAGUAUUAAUAAUACAGAUAAUUCAAUUAUUAUAAAACAUUUAUGUCCAAAUGAUAGUAUACGUUGUUUAAAAACACCAUUUCUUGGUGAACCAAGAUGUAUAACUGAAAAAGAUGGUUAUAUAUUAAAAAAAUCACGUUUAUAUAAUGGUAAAGGACAAAUUAAAGAAAUAUGGUUUAUUGAUAAAUAUGAUAAAAUAUUUGGUCAUAUUGAAAGACAUUUAUAUCAUGUAUUACGUCAAUAUGGUUUAUGUCAAUUAAUACGUUAUCAAAUACAAUGGGGUAAAUAUACAAUGCCAUGGAAAAGUUGUCGUUUAUUUAUAAAACGUGAACAAACUUAUACACCAAUAACUGGUACAUUUCAACAUCAAUUUAAUCAUUCAUUAAUUGAUGAUCUAUUAUUUUGUUAA